Messenger RNA from Histoplasma capsulatum G186AR, 3174 nucleotides. RefSeq names its product von Willebrand RING finger domain-containing protein. Bases 1 to 3174 code for a protein of 1057 amino acids. Lineage: Eukaryota; Fungi; Ascomycota; Eurotiomycetes; Onygenales; Ajellomycetaceae. The record is from RefSeq and is a predicted model, not a curated record. The transcript has 5 exons.
AUGGCGGGCGUGAUGGACGUCGAGCGGACGCGGCCACGGAGGGAGAGGACCUUCGUGGGUAGCGAAUGCGCCGUUUGCGAAGAGCCGCUGGAACAUACUCUUCGUGGAGAACGCAUCCUCCAAUUAUCAUGUGGCCACGUUUCUCAUGAAGCAUGCUUUUAUGAGUAUAUCAAAGAAUUUGAAUCGCAGUACUGCCCGACGUGCAGUGCCCCUCUGGCACUGGAUAGUAAUCGAGGGGGAAAUGUGCUUGAUUUAGAAAAACUCUCCAAUAUUGUUCGCUCUGUAUCUGUUAGCGAUGCGGCCAGUCAUAGGGGCACUCAGAAUACCCCCACACCAUGGGAUGUCAAUGGUAAUCGUGGACAUGGAGAUAGCAUGUCCAGUAUUCGCGACAGCCGUGAUCCCCGCCGCCGUCAUAGUAGAGAUACCAAUAGCCAGCGGGAGAGAGUUGAGCGUUUAACAAGUCCUUCGACCCGGCAACGACAUUCGCGCUCGGAUAGUGGUACUACCGGAGCUGCGUCCUCGGGCGACUAUGGAGACGGCCGGCACCAUAGCACCGGGAGGCGGCAUGAUUACGAUGUACAGGCCAUGGAGUCCGACCUUAGCCCGCGCCCAGGUGUCAUACGGAACCCGAUACCGGCCCCAAUUGUGACCGUGCGUAGCGAGUUCCCCACCCUCAACAGGGCGCGACAACAGCAGUCCUUGACUUGCCUGGUGACCGUUGAGGUUCCUGAGGGAAAUUGGCAACCUGACGUGGAGGAUCUGCGUCAUACGGCCCAUUUGCCACCUCUGCGUAACGAGGAGCUUGCGAGUCCAACGAUCAAGCAACCUGCGCGAUCGUUGCCUGUUCCGUUUGAAUCACAAGAGGCCCUAGAGGAAAUUACGGAGGAUUUGCGCGUGCGCGUCGAUAACUGGCAUGGCUUGGAAUUCCAAAGGUUUGGAAAGCUCAAGCUACAUGGGACUGUCCGUGUUGGUAAAGAUCGGGCGUCGUGGCAAGAGUUGGAAUGCUACCUCUUCGCGGAGAUGCUUAUUUGCGUCAAGGAGAAAAAGAAUGGGCAUAACCAAUUUGAAGACCCGAGAACGAAACGUACAAUGACGAGGUGUACGCUGAAGGGUUCUAUUCUUAUCAAGAAGCAUUUGAAAGACGUGGAAUCUGUGCCAGGUGAUAUAUUCCCUUCUCCUAAACCCGCCGCCCACGAAUUUUGUCAUACAAUUGUUCCUAACCUUAUCACAGAGGAACCUAUUUUGACGCUAAAUCUGUCCGUUACGGAGCUGCCAUGCUUCCACCUUCAAUUCCAGAGUCGCAAUCAGCUGGAGCUUUGGAGGCGAGCGCUCCUUGAUCUCCAAAACCGCGACCCAACGGUAGGUCGGAACCCAGACUAUGAUAUGGAUAACUCUGGCCCAGAGGAGGAUGACUAUCGGACUCAUAAAACGAUGAAACGUGUUUCAUCCACCACUUCAUCGUAUGGGGCAGCAAAAUCCAACAACACCGCAUUGACCGAUUAUACCAACUCUAUCAGAGACGUUUUACCCCUCAGCUUCCACGUGCCUCUCGAUCUGGUCGUCGUCAUCCCUGUCUCCUCAUCCAUGCAAGGGCUCAAAAUCACCCUUCUCCGCGACACGCUCAGGUUUCUCGUACAGAAUCUUGGCCCACGAGAUCGGAUGGGCCUCGUUACGUUUGGCUCUAGUGGUGGAGGCGUGCCCCUGGUCGGCAUGACUACAAAAACCUGGAGCGGAUGGGGAGCCAUUCUUAAUUCGAUACGCCCUGUUGGGCAAAAGAGCCUUCGCGCAGAUGUCGUUGAAGGGGCAAAUGUGGCCAUGGACCUGCUCAUGCAGCGUAAAUCGAAUAACCCGAUCUCAACGAUUUUGCUGAUUAGUGAUUCGUCGAUUUCUGAGCCGGAAAGUGUGGAUUUUGUUGUAUCUCGUGCUGAGGCUGCGAAGGUUGGAAUCCAUUCGUUUGGACUGGGUCUCACCCACAAGCCCGAUACCAUGAUCGAAUUGUCCACGCGGACGAAGGCCUCGUAUACUUACGUUAAGGACUGGAUGAUGCUUCGAGAGUGCGUCGCAGGAUGUCUGGGAUCGCUCCAGUCUACCUCUCACCAAAAUGCGAAGCUCAAGCUGCGUCUACCCGAAGGUUCUCCAGCGAAGUUCGUAAAGAUUAGCGGCGCUUUGCACACCACCAAACGCGCAGCGGGUCGGGACGCAGAGGCCGCAUUGGGCGAUUUAAGAUUUGGUGACAAACGGGAUAUCCUUGUCCAACUUGUUAUCGCUCCUGACAAUACGACGCAGGAACAUGUACCUCAGGACGCCUGGGAGAGCAUUGUUUCUGGCCUCGAAGCCCUGGGCGGACCCUUCGAUGGCGAUGAGCAGCGCAUCGUUAGUGUGGAAGAAGUCCCUCUGAUUCAGGCUGAUCUCACAUAUGGAGACAUUCUUCGCGAAGGCCACUUAACGCAUUCGCCAAGACCAUCUCUGCUUGCCAUCACCAUGCUUCCUACCUCUCAGCGAUCCAAGUCCGGGAGACCCGGUACACCACCCAUCCCACCCCACCCCUCAAUCGUCCAACGGCGCAUGGAACUCCUUACCUCAGACAUGCUCACACGAGCACUCACCCUCGUCUCGCGCUCUCAGCAAGACCGCGCGCACCACCUCCUCACAGAAACCCGCAGCAUCCUCAAGGGCCUCGGAAAAGGCGGCCUCCCGCCUCUCCCCCCACCCGCUCAAAAACCCAACCCAGACGCCACAAGCACCCUCAACUCCUCUAACUCAUCCUCUCCGCGCUCCUCUGAAAUCCCCGACGGCAGCAGCAACAGUACCGCUACCACCAGCCAUACCAGCUCUAGCCCCCCAUCCAACACCUCACCCCACCCCCCCUCCAACCCGCCUUCCGAAACCGCCACCAUAACCCCACCCGUCAACGCUGUCGACAGCGCCAUCAUCGCCGCCCUGGACGCCGACCUCGAAGCCGCGCUCGAGUGGAUAAACCACCCAGCCGUAUUCGGGCGAGAUUCGCGCAAAGCGGUGCUACAGGCCAUCGGCGUUAUUUCGUCGCAGCGGGCGUAUUCGUUCCGCACGCUGUCGGAGGCCCAUUGGGCAGAACGUGUAGCGGGGAUUAAGCGGUUGACGGAGCGCUCGAGGGAGUGGCGGGAGAUUGGGGAUGAUUCGUUGACGGAGGAGUGA